AUGGUUCAGGCGUGGUCCAUGCCGUGGUCGGCUCCCUCGCCACUUGGUGCCCCUCCGGCGUACACCGGCACUUUGGCACCUGGACUUCGCCCCCAUACUGGCGCUCCUGGCCUCCUCGCACCGCGUGCUCCGCCGAACGCCUACUACGCCGCCCCGGCCUACCACGACGGGGGGAUGUCCUACAUGCAAUACCAACAUCCACCGUUGUACCAGCCUCCCCCUGUGCUCAUGGCACCUCCUCCGACUGCACCGCUUCGUCCCUCGACACCGACUGCUGCACCUUCACCAAGCUGGGAUCAGUCUGCAUUUUUGCAGGCCAUGAACAACUUUGCUGCCCUGGGGAACUCAGGACUACCGGACCAAAGCGGAGAUCGCGCGGUUCAAUAG
Messenger RNA from Lolium perenne, 387 nucleotides. NCBI's taxonomy places the organism in Eukaryota, Viridiplantae, Streptophyta, Magnoliopsida, Poales, Poaceae. The record is from RefSeq and is a predicted model, not a curated record.